CAACAAUCCAUCAAGACCUAUAUCAGCCAUUAUUUUUCACACUUCAAACGAUGACUGCCAGCACUGCUACUUCGUCGCUCUGCAUCAAGCACACCCUCGCCAACUUUGUUGUCCGCGCCUUCAUGGGCGGCCGCCCUGCUUCCACACUACAUACUGUGCAUUCUACCCCAUGCAGCUCGUCUGCACGCUCGGCCUGCACAUCACCCCAGCCCUCCGCCCUGCAAGUGUGCACCGGUGCCCUUUAUGAUGUGGCAGCAAUUGCAGCUCGCUCAGUGACAGUGCUCGCCCUGCUUGCAUCUGCUGUGCUUUCCAAGCCUCCACCACGUGCCAAUCCCGGCACCCGGCAGGUCAUGCCGAUAAGCAGCACGCGUGGUAGCCGCAGGCUGCCGACUGUCGCCGACCUGGAUCAGCGGCUGCCAGUGCUCUCACUAGCCAAAUCAAGCAACCCCAAACACCGGGAAAUGUGUUUGGAGAAGUGCCCGAUUUGCCUCGACUGCGUUGGAGAAUGCACAAAGGUGCGCGUUCUUCCCUGCAAGCACUAUUAUCAUGCGGAAUGCAUUGACAGCUGGGCCACAACGCAGUCGACCCGUUGUCCUAUGUGCAAAGCUGACUGCAUGGAAUUUUGAGCACCGCUGAUGCCACACCCUCUUCCCUCCUUCCCUCCUUCCUUUCUAUUCAAGCCAUGUAUAUGAUUAAUUGUUCAAACUCGUCUCACUCCUCUUCGCCCUGUUCAGUCUAUUGCUGUUGGAACAUCUAAUACAAUGUAUCCC
Messenger RNA from Linderina pennispora, 770 nucleotides. RefSeq lists its product as uncharacterized. Gene Ontology annotation, molecular function: ubiquitin protein ligase activity. Gene Ontology annotation, biological process: ubiquitin-dependent protein catabolic process. The record is from RefSeq and is a predicted model, not a curated record. Bases 51 to 626 code for a protein of 191 amino acids. The transcript has a single exon. Lineage: Eukaryota; Fungi; Kickxellomycota; Kickxellomycetes; Kickxellales; Kickxellaceae.